This is a messenger RNA of Mus pahari (shrew mouse), 4071 nucleotides long. RefSeq names its product spermatogenesis-associated protein 31D3-like. Bases 1 to 4071 code for a protein of 1356 amino acids. NCBI's taxonomy places the organism in Eukaryota, Metazoa, Chordata, Mammalia, Rodentia, Muridae. The record is from RefSeq and is a predicted model, not a curated record. The transcript has 5 exons.
AUGGCGGAACUAUUUGAGCUGCAGGACAACAGAGUCAAGGACCACCAGCCCCUCCCCCAGAGCCUCAUCAUAAGCCUGUUUUUCCUCAGCCAAUCUCUAUGGAAGAAAGGGAAGAAGAAAAGGCAAACCCUCCCAGGUGGGCGAGCUUGCCAGAGAGAAGCGGAGCAGAGGAGGGACCUGCAGACAGCCCAGUCAAGCUCUCUCGAAGAGCCCUCUGAGGCCUCUUGCAAUGAACUACCGCUCCACAGAGAUCCCCUCUUGCCUGUGUGUGAUAGAUCUGGCGAUGUCGGUCAUCAGCUCUCCCAGGACUUCUUCAAAGAUGGUGCAGCCCCUCACUUGUGCAUGGCUUCCACCGUUCCUGGGACAGAGGCCUCGUUUGUUCUGCCCUCUCUGCUCACAGGAAACCAGGCAGGGCAUUUGGCUCCAGCCCUUCCACCGGAGCCUUUACCACCGGCUCCGUCCAUCCUCUCGCCUAACUGCUUUGCCCCACUAGAAGGCUUCUACUCAUCCACACCACUGCACGACUCUCUAACACCAGAGUCCACACUUCCCUUGAACCCCCCACUUCUCCCAGACCCCACCCCACCCUAUCCACGUGCCUCUUUUCCUCUUCCAACAAGAGAAGCGCAGAAGUCAGAAGUGGUCUUCCAGCCGGAAACCACUAGAUCUCUGGUGGACGGACUCAAUGAGAUGGCCACUAAUUUCCCACCAGACCAAGGCACUGGCUGUGUAAGACAAGCAAUGCCAGAGGCCUCCCAACAGCAGCCUGCUGCUGACAACCAAUUAUCUUCAGACUCAGAAAACCAGUUUCUCCCAGCUCCUCACGCUCAAGUCCCUUUGCAGGGAGACACAAGGGCCUACCACGUAGAGCCUGGAUACCUCUUUUUUCCCAACUCUAAUGCUGUGAAACUGUUCCAAAGGCUAGACAAGAAAGUGGGUGAUUUCCUGAUGGUGAAGGAGGAGAAGGGGGAGGAGGAGGAGGAAGAGGAGGAGGGGGAGGAGGAGGAAGAGGAGGAGGAGGAAGAGGAAGAGGAGGAAGAGGAGGAAGAGGAGGAGGGGAACAAAGGAUGUUUUAUAAAGUCACCCAGUUCUUUGGAGAAGCUGCCAUCAGGAGAGACAUUGGGAGAUUCACAAGAUUUGGUGGCUUCUCAUUUGUCAAGCAGCAAAGGCAAGCUCCCGCACCAGCCGCUCCCUCACUCCAAGACUUCUGAAGACCAGGAGGAGCUUCAAGCUGCCCAGCUCUUCUGGGGACCCCCCUUUCUUCACAGUGAGGCCCUGAGCCCUACUACCACUAAUGCCUAUGACCGUUCCUCAGCAUGGGUCUGCUUCAACAGCAUGGCCGAGGCCGCCAUUGCUGAUUACUCUCAUGGCUGUAUGCUUCCCACACCCCUGCGUGCGUAUCGACCACAGACAUGGCUACACGCCGCACCCCAGUCCCAGCCCCAACGUGACCCUCCUGCCGAGCUGCAGCCUCAGCCUCAACCGCAAUCCCGGGUCUCAGUCUUGACAUUUUCUCAUCAGUCCGAGCUGAGAGACUGUGGCGUGCAUUUUCACAGACCCCAGGGAGACGAGCAGCGUCUCGGUGCUUCUGAGAUGCAGUGCUUGGAAUACAACAUCUUGAAAAAGGAACAGGAGAGGGUCUGGGGUUUACCCCUCGUGGUCAGAAAGUCCCAGGACACUUUUUGUCCCUCGCCUCCCAAGGUCUUGUUGGGAAGUCGCUCCUCCAAGGCCUGUACUCCCAGGCCCAUCCUUCCUCUUCCUGGAGACUUUCCCCUCACCAGUGAGCUCGAGAAGAAACUCGAACACCAUCUCCGAAAGAGACUCAUCCAACACCGCUGGGGCCUGCCCCACCGGAUCGACAAGUCCCUGUCACUCAUGAGUCCUCAGUCAGAACUGAUCGACUUCUCUGAGUCAAAAAAGAGCCGGGGACUCUCUUGGAUCACUUUGUUUAAGUACCAAGGCGACAAAGACUCACAGGCCUUAUCUGGAGGAAGCUCUCGAAGUCAGAUGCCUAACAGUCAUUCUCUACGGGAGACUGGGGUCAGAGAAUGGACAGGCAGUCAAGAGAGGGGCCACAAAGACCAACCCCGGGGUAACAGCCUUCAGGAGGUUUCACAAAGCAGUGUGCAGUCUCACUGGAGGAUGCACCAGAAGAGGCUUGCGGGCAGGCAGCCUCCCGAGUUUUCAAGCCCCUCACAGGUGAAACAGUACCAGAAAGGAAUUGAAAAAAUCCUGGAAAAACACCUGAGCAAGAAAAGUAGGGAAAUCAGCAGGGGUGAGCUCCCUAUGACUGUGGAUAGGUCGAGGCAUUCUGUGAAUGUGGCCAACAUAGCGCAGCCUCCACCAGAGACCUCGCCAAAACGAAUGAAAGAUCUGGCACUAUUGGCAUGUGAGGAGGACACACGGACAAGGCACCCCCACAGCUUAGCGCUUAGUCCUAGCAAAGAGAAGAUGCUGGAAGAACACAUCACAGCCUUCCGCAGGAGGAUGGCAUUUGGCCUCCCACAAAGGGUUGAGGAGUCCUUAGAGUCCUACUCGACAAAAGCAGAGCCAUCUCGGCCUUUCCUUCAGGCCCACAUUCAAGCCCACCGCAUUUCUGGAGCAGACACUGCCGAGUCCUCCAGGUCCCUCAGGAGAAACACUACUGGAGAUAGAAUGGGGACAGUGAAUUCAGUCCCCACCCAACAGAGGCCUCUCCCUGCUGCCUCGCUGGUGGGCCACAGCCAGCCAGCCUCUGAGAACAAGAAGGUGGGUGUAGAUAGAGACCUGAGCGUAGCCCCAAGGGGCAGAGAGCCGACCCAGCCCUGGACACCCAGGAGGGCAGACAAAGGUGACCUGCAGCAGCCUGGACCACACAAUAGCCCUGGCCCAGAGCUGCCCAUGAGCCCAGGUGGGCCAACUCAUGAGAGACUGGCUUCCAGCACCAACACACAGGGGUCUCAGGGAGAAAGGAGGAGCUGGGAAGACGGCUCCGAGGCUGAGGGCUCCACAGAGCUACAUGAAGGAGAGCAACUCCCCGGUCUUCACCCACAGUCCACUAAGAGCUUGAAAGGCACCCAAGGCCUGUGCUCCCCAGGGAGCCCUGUGACUGCAUGUCAGUCCCCACAGGGAAUGUCAGUUCCCCACAACUCUGAGAGCCCUGACUCUAAAAGUCAGGAGUCCACGGAAGUCCUGCUGAACUCAGAGGGCGGGACACACAUCCAGGUGCCAGACCUGUCUGCCAUGCCCUCUGCCCCACAAGAUAUGACUGCCAAACCCCAGGGCCCCUCUGGUGGGGACAUGGCAGUUUCUCAGGUGCUGCAUGUGCACUUACCCACUGCGGGCAUCAGCAUGGAGUCGCGGCAGGGUCCCUGGGUCCCUGCAUAUGUCUCAGGCAAGAGCAAGAACAAGGACUGCCUGCCUGCUGCCAGGGGAUUGCCACAGCUGGCAACUGAGGCAGGAAAGCUUGGGGGAGGGGAUGCAGGCUUAGGGACAUCCCAGACCAGAGGGAAGGGACACUGUGUUCAGGCCAGGUCACCAGAGGAGACACAAGGACUCACAUCCUCCCCAGCACUGUCACCUAAGAGUCAGCCUCAGGAAAAUCAGUUCACCAGCCAGGUGAAGGGCUUCUGGCAGAGGCUGUCCCCUGGGAAGAAGCACAAAGGACAGGAGAAGUCCCUGGCCAAGGNCUGCUCUCCAUUAGCAUCUGGGAAGGGCACAAGCCCCAUCAAAGGGAGAUAUGAGUUUUGUGGGAACCGUGAAGCUCAGAACUGUGUGAGAGAGCCUGGGAUGGUCCUGAGGAAGCAGCUGGGGCACAGGCAUGGGACAGUCACCCCCUCUCCCCAGGUACCUGUGUCUCCCCUCAUGGGGUCUGAAGGAGCCCAGCAGGAGGUGCCCCUGCAGACUCAGGUAGAGCCUGUCCAGAGGCUGCCCCACUUGUGCUGCAGAGCCACCUGCUCUCAAGUGUCAAGGGCUGAGUCCUGCAGCCCAGGACAGGGGCAGACAGCCCCUGAGAGGUGUGGCCCUACAGGAAGAGCUAAGAGGGUGGAGACCUCCCCUGUGCAUGCUUCUCCACCAAAGCCCCCUCUGUAG